Messenger RNA from Effrenium voratum, 1311 nucleotides. The record is from the annotation of a GenBank genome assembly. NCBI's taxonomy places the organism in Eukaryota, Dinophyceae, Suessiales, Symbiodiniaceae.
AUGAAGGGAACCGCAGUAAAGACUCCUCGCAAGGCUGACAGCUGGGACGUGCCGAGCCUCCCCGAGUUCCGAGCCCUGGAUCAACACCUGCGCCGCUGCGCGGAGACGCAGCACCUGGAGCAGCUGAAGACGGUGCUGCAGCAGAAGGCGGACGCAGAGACGGUGGUGAGGCGCGAGGACUUUGAGCAGCUCAUGACAGAGGUUCAAGGAAAGGCCACGCGGGAGGAGGUGCCUUGCAAGGAGGAAUUCGAUUUGCUGAAGGCGGGUGUGGAGCUGAAGGCGAACACCAGCGAGGUGCCGACGCUGCAGAGCUUCCAGGCCCUGCUCAAGGAUGUGCCAUCUCGGGCAGCCAUCAUGGUCCUGAACCAGGCACUGCACAGCAAGGCCAACGUGUGCGCAGUGCCCACCAAGGAGGAGUUGAAGGUGCUCACAGAUGUGCUGAGCAGCAAGGCCGACCUGAACAUGGUACCGACCUGGAAGGACUUCCAUGCUUUGCGCGACCGCGUGCAGAGGAAGGCCGACCGUGAAGCUGUGCCAAGCACGGCGCAGUUCCAGACGCUGAACGCCACCGUGGCCAAGAUCUCUGAAGGUCGCGACAUGCUGAAGCGGCGCCGCGAGAGCCCUGAGCCUGGAAGCUACGGGCCGGCACCUUUGACUCCUGAGAUUCAGCUUCCAGAACCUGCCACGCCAGGCGUUCCGGGCAAUGUCAACGCUCCCGGCACGCCCGCGAAGCCCACGCCUUUCGCGCCGCGCAAGGCGCGUACCCCUGGCCCGGUUGCUACCCCUGCGCGCAGCACUCGCCAGCCUGCGAUGGACACCGCAAAGGAGCCACAGCUGCAGAGAUCUGCUGACCGGGUUGCAAAGAAGAAGCGGACCCCAUCUCGCGACAAGGCGGACAUGCAUGGCCAGGCUGGCACCCCUUCACGCACCGCAGAGGCGAGGAAGAGGCGAACUCCAUCUCGCGACAAGGGGGACAAGGAUGGCCAGGCGAGCGAAGACGACUACCGGCGGCCAACCGGAAAGGCGCCCAGGGUCAAGCACGGGGAGAACAAGGGCAAAGCCAUGAUUUGGAACUCCAAGCAGGGCGCAUGGGAGGAGCCGGAGCCAUAGGUGCGCCGUGCUAUCACCCUCGAUCCCCCAAGCGCUGCAUGGGCGUUGGUGGUUCGGAAAGUUCUACAUCUACAUGGCUGGGCAUGCUCUGUUGCAUGAUCCGAAUUUCUGUUGAUGGUAAGGUAGCUUUCAAGGCGCCUACCUUCAAGCAUGGGUUUAUUUGCAGAUUCAGCCUGAGCAUGUGCCUCUACUCCUGAAGUC